AUGUCAUCAACGCCGCCGCCAAUCACUGAACGCACCCUGGCCAUCUUUGGCGCAACAGGUCGUACCGGAAGCGAAACUUUGGAAGCAAUCCUUGCCAAGCCGGAUCACCCUUUUAGGCUGAGGAUCUUUGUCCGCUCCCGCGAUAAACUUAUUUCCAUGUUCCCUCAGUUCAAGACUGACCGAGACGUGAGGAUUAUCGAAGGACAAGUCACCGACAUUUCCUCCGUAAAACAUUGUCUUUUGGAUGCGGAUACCAUCAUCUGCGCUCUCGGUGACAACGACAACAAACCCACCGUGCAUGUGCUGCGAGACGCUACAGAGUCGAUUGUCACUGCAUUAUAUCAACUUAAGAGCAAUGCAGGUGGGAAGUGGAAACCACCACGAUUUCUCCUGCUGUCGUCGGCAACAUGGAACAAGCGGUUCGAUGCACAAACACCCGUGGCCGUGAGCUGGCUCAUAAAAAAUGCGUUCUACUAUCCCUACGCAGACCUUCUCAGCGCGCACGAGACAUUGCAAUCCGAGCCGGAACUGCUGAAGUUACAGCUCGUACAGCCACCGGCAAUCAUUGAGGAAGAAGCGAGCGGGUAUAUCAUUAGCGCUGAGUCGGUAGGCCUUGCAGUGUCGUAUGCAGAUCUCGGCGCAGCGUUUGCAGAGUUGGCGACGAAAGAGGCGUAUGAAGAGGUUGGGGCGGUCGGUGUUACUUCAAAUAUGGCCAAGAAGGGCUUCUCGAGAUAUGGCUCUGAAAUCUUGUAUAGAGUGGCUCGAGGGCUGAUGGCGAGCUUUAUCCCUGGGUUCUGGAGACUCUUUGGCUGA
Messenger RNA from Colletotrichum graminicola M1.001, 813 nucleotides. RefSeq lists its product as uncharacterized. NCBI's taxonomy places the organism in Eukaryota, Fungi, Ascomycota, Sordariomycetes, Glomerellales, Glomerellaceae. The transcript has a single exon. The record is from RefSeq and is a predicted model, not a curated record. The coding region runs from base 1 to 813 and encodes 270 amino acids.